UUUCGAUUUCGGCAAAGUGACGAUCAGCUGUUAAAACGAAACUGAGCCUGAAGCUGUAGAUGUGAUGCUGAUGUUUACUGUGAGAAGAGAGGAGCUUUUCACUGGAGCAGAUUAAAUCUGUAGAUACACGAAACGUUUGACUGUUUUUCUCCGGAUAACCUGCUCGGUGCUCCGCAGGAAGACUCUCUGAGUUUACAGAUCUUCAGGUAGUGAAGUAAAGUCUGAGCUGAUGACUGAAAGGAUCUGCAUUUUUUUCUCACGUCUCAAUCUGAGAGACUGCUCUGUCACAGGGAUGAGAGGCCUCUCCAACUUCCGUCUGUCCUGCUGCGUCAACACGUUGCUGCAGACUUUCUCUGCUACCUGGGAAAUGGGAGAGCUGCUGGACAAGUGGAAUCCAGCAGCUGGGAGAGGAGACCGUAACGUCCCUCUGCAGCUGAAGAAAGUCCUCGCCGCCAUGAAGAGCGACCACUCUCAGCCCGCUCCUCACCAAGACUUCCUCAAGUCUCUGGACAAGAACGAUGUCACACUCGGGUUGCAGCACGACGCUGACGAGGUGUUUCUCUCCAUCCUGGACUUCAUUCAGCGGCAGAUGGAUGACAAGACUCUGGCUCUAGAAAUCCAGAAUCUGUUUAAGAUCUCGGUGGAGACGUACCUGGAGUGUUCAGACUGUUCCAACGUUCAGACUCUGACCAGCUACCUGCUCAGCCUGCCGCUGCAUGUGAAGGAAGAUCACGAUUCUCUGGAAGGAUGCUUGACGUCCUUCUUUGCGCAUCAGGAGCUGAAGGGCGUAAACAGCUGCUUCUGUACACAAUGUGAAAAGAAAACUUCGUCCAAACAGGGGGUCAAACUGCUCGCUCUGCCUCGGAUCUUGUGCGUACACCUGAAAAGGUUUCGUAACCAGGGCGGCUCCACCAGGAAGCUUGGUUGCCCGGUUACCUUCCCAGAAACCUUUGACCUCUCAGAGACUCAUAAGGAGGCGUUCUCCUCCCAGUUUGCACAGAACGACUGCAGGUACACUCUGCAUGCAGUGGUGGUGCACUGUGGUCACGCAAUGUGCGGCCACUACACCGCCUACGUCCGUCACCGUGGCAACCAGCGCUGGUACUACGCAGACGACAGCCACGUAGAGCAGGCGUCCUGGGAAGAAGUGAAGGGGACAUACGGAGGACGUGAAAGAGCCACAGCCUACAUGUUAAUGUACAGAAGAGGUUCAAAGGAGGAGGUGCAACAACCAGAACUGUCCGGCUGAGGAUGAAUUAUUCCAGGGCUCACGGUGCAAUAUUGGAUCCAUAGGAACACUAUAGGAAUCUAUGGGGAAUAUCUGCAAUACAUCAUCAUUUAUUUUGUGUUUUAUUUGAUUGCACAUUGGGAGUGGUUUUAAAUAUAAUAUUUUUUCUGAGCUUACCUAUUAUGCUAUAUUACCAUAUUUUGCUUUAGUUUUUUGAAUGUGUUGUACAUGGUGAAUGGUUUUAAAUGUAAUUUUUUCCCCUGAUUUUUAAAGCAAACAAUUAAAAUCAACAACAUUGGUUGCACAUGAAAAAUGUAAAAAAAAAUUCUGAGCUUACUUUGCUUUAUUUUUUUAAAAUUUUGAUUUAUUUUUUGUUCAGAUUUUUAAGGAAUAUGAACAUUCAUUUGUACAACAUAAUUAAUUUUUUUAUGUAUAUAUUUUUAAUGGGUUUAAAUGUUAUUAGAACAUUUUUUGGAGCUCAUUCAGAUUUUUAGGUAAUAUUAACAUUUAUUUCCUUCAAGUAAUUUUAUUUUAUUUUGUUUUUAUCUUACUGCACAUUUUGUUGCACAUGGUGAAAGGUUUAAAUAUAAUAUUUUUUGUUCAGAUUUUUAAGGAAUAUGAAUUUCCUGAACAUAAUUAAUUGUAUUUUUUUUUUUUUAUUAUUUUAUUGUAAGUGGUGAAUCAUUUUAAAUGUAAUUUUUUUUCUGAGCUCAUUCAGGUUUUUAGGUAAUAUUAACAUUUAUUUGCGUCACAUAACUUUAUGGUACUUUGUUUUUAUUUGGUUGCACAUGGUGAAUGCUUUUAAAUUUAUUAUUUCUUCUAAAUUAUUAAGAUUCUAAGAACAUAAACAUAAUAUAAACUUAAUUUUCUUUACAUAAUUAACUGUAUUUUUUUAAAAUCACAAAUGGUGAAUGGUGUUGUAUUUACUGAUCUUUAUGAACUAAUUCUACAACUUUCAUUGUAAUCUUUAAUUAUAUUGCACAUGGUGAAUGUUUUGAAAUUCAAUAUUUUUUCUGCACUUCAGAUUUUCAAGGAAUAUAAUCACUUAACAUUUACAUAAGCAACAGUAUUUUUUAUUGCACAUGGUGAUUGUUUUAAAUGUAAUAUUUUUCUGAAGUCAUUGAGAUUUUUAAAGAAUAUGAACAUGUAUUUUCUUUACAAGAUUAACUGAAGUAGUUUUAAAUGUAAUAUUUUCUUCUGAGCUCAUCCAGAUUUUAAGAAAUACAAACACAUAUUUGCGCUAUAUGCUUUCCCUUUUUUUCUACAUUAUUAAAUGGUGAAUUAUUAAAUAUUUUUAAAUUUUUUUUUUUGUUAAACCUCUGAAGUCCAGGAGAUUUUGGUUCAAAUUUGUCAACUUCCUAUGCAUUAAUUUCUGUCUCUGUUUAGCAUCUUUCAGUCUGUCCUUACAUCACAUGCAUGGGUCUUUUUUCUCCACACAAACUUGGCUAUCAGUCAGAUUUUUCAUUUUAUUUUAAUUAACAAAGUAUAAAGCUGCCAGGAACCCAAAAUACAAACAAAAGACACAGGUGUCUAUGGAAAUGUACCAUUUUUUAAUUCAAUUUUUUAUUUAUUUACUAUUUAUACACACAAAACAGCUGAAAAAAAAGAUAAAUAAUGAAACUAUAGAAUAGUCUAAUGGCAUGUAAAUUAAAAAUAGUAAUAGUUUUCAUUGUAGAAAGAAAAUUCACAUUUUAAAAUGGUCUAGAAACAUAAAUGGCACACUGUAAAAGCUCCUAUAAUUGCACGUUCACUUGGCUUUCUCAGCUUGUCUUUAUAUGAUAUACACAUAAAGUUAUUACUGUAAAUAAAACAUGUUCAGUGUAUUUUUAAUAAUUAAUUGGACUCCAGAGGGUGAAUGAGCUCAUUCAGAUUUUAAGAAAUAUAAACAUCUAUUUGCUUUAUGUGCUUUUUUUCAGUAUUUAAUGCUGAAUUAUACAUUUUUAGAUUUUUUUUGUUAAUGAGCUCAUUCAGAUUGUAUUCCAGCACAGUAAUUUCCACCUGACACCAGCAGGUGGCGCUCAAGACUCAACACACCGACAGGUUUUCCACCCUCAGACCACACACACACUCUGUGAAACUGGGGGGGCUGGUUUGAGAAGAAUGCUUAGCUUAGAUGUUCACAGUUUGGGGGGAAAUACCUGCUAUUGCAGUCAGUGUUCAUUUUCCUGACACUGCUGUAAAUAUAUGAGUCACCCGUGAAGAACAAUGAAGUCAUUUUUUUCUCAUUUGUGCUGCCAAAAACAACAAUAAAAUCUCCUCCAGCAUCUUACUCUUAAAGUUUAUGUUUUG
Molecule: messenger RNA, 3517 nt
Organism: Centropristis striata (black sea bass)
Lineage: Eukaryota; Metazoa; Chordata; Actinopteri; Perciformes; Serranidae
Gene: usp18
Product: ubiquitin specific peptidase 18
Exons: 10
Coding region: 230-1249 (339 amino acids)
Biological process (GO): protein deubiquitination
Cellular component (GO): cytosol; nucleus
Molecular function (GO): cysteine-type endopeptidase activity; cysteine-type deubiquitinase activity
Source: RefSeq, a predicted model, not a curated record